GUUCUACUCGUGCAUUUACAUCAGAAGUUAACUCAUCAUUUAAGCUAAUUCCUAAGGUUACCUAUUUAACUUCUUUAUACAAUAGAGGAAGAUGUGAAAAGCUGUUACUUUUUCUGGUCCCCACAUAUCCUGAGGUCCCUAAGCCUACCAGGAAUUGACCUUCCUUGCUCACCAGGCACCUGAAUUAUGGAAGAAGCAGAAACAACCUUGUUCAAGUUUAAAGGAUAUAAUUUUAAAUCUGAACUAAUUGAUGUGAACUUUGUAGAAAAUUUAGAUGAUUUUGAAAUCAGAGAUGAUGAUGUCUUCAUAAUCACAUAUCCCAAAUCCGGAACCAUCUGGACUCAGCAGUUACUAAGCUUGAUUUAUUUUGAAGAGCAUCGCAAAAGAACUGCAAAUGUGGACACAAUUGAUUAUGUCCCCUUUCUUGAAUACAAGUUUCGACCACAAAUUCACUUUAACAAAAGACCAUCUCCUCGUCUAUUCUGUAGCCACAUUCCAUACUACUUGGCUCCCAGAGGGCUGAAGAAGAAAAAAGCCAAACUUAUUUACGUAUACAGGAACCCUAAAGAUGUUUUGUGCUCAUAUUUUCAUUUUUCAAAUAUGUUGAGAAGUUUCAAAUCUGCAGUCAGUAUUGAGGAAUUCAUGGAACUCUUUCUAGAAGGAAAAGUGGUAGGAAGCCUUUGGUUUGACCACAUUAAAGGAUGGUAUGAGCACAAAAGCCACUUCAACAUUCAAUUCAUAAUGUAUGAGGAUAUGAAGAAGGAUCUCAGAAGUUCUAUCUUGACAGUCUGUAAAUUUCUGGGGAAGAAACUGAAUGAAGAGGAAGUGGAUGCUGUUAUGAGGCAGGCCACGUUUGAGAACAUGAAGUCUGACCCACUUGCAAAUUAUACAACUAUAUUAAAAACUUCAGCUGAACAUUUAAAGAAUUAUGAAUUUUUCCUUCGCAAAGGUACAAUUGGAGACUGGAAAAAUCACAUGACUGUUCAACAGAAUGAAAGGUUUGACAAGAUUUUCCAAAGGGAGAUGAAAGAUUUUCCCUUGAAGUUCAUCUGGGAUAUAAAUGAAGAAUAGAGUACUGAACUCAGUGAAAACAUUAAAAAAAAACACUUUCA
Molecule: messenger RNA, 1112 nt
Organism: Manis javanica (Malayan pangolin)
Lineage: Eukaryota; Metazoa; Chordata; Mammalia; Pholidota; Manidae
Product: amine sulfotransferase-like
Molecular function (GO): sulfotransferase activity
Source: RefSeq, a predicted model, not a curated record